Messenger RNA from Trichosurus vulpecula (common brushtail), 1253 nucleotides. RefSeq names its product cytochrome c oxidase subunit 7A-related protein, mitochondrial (gene COX7A2L). Gene Ontology annotation, biological process: mitochondrial respirasome assembly; regulation of oxidative phosphorylation; mitochondrial electron transport, cytochrome c to oxygen. The record is from RefSeq and is a predicted model, not a curated record. Lineage: Eukaryota; Metazoa; Chordata; Mammalia; Diprotodontia; Phalangeridae. The transcript has 3 exons. The coding region runs from base 98 to 496 and encodes 132 amino acids.
UUAUAGUCAGGCAUUCGCUAUAGGCAGCCCCAGAGCUCUGCGCCGGGUCCUGAAACGCGGGGUCCUUUGGCGAGGGCCCGCCCCCUCGAGUCUUUCCAUGGCGCGGUCGCUGCGGGAAUACCGGCUUCAAGAGGUCGGUUUGAGGGGCGACAUGUACUACAAGUUCAGCUCCUUCACCCAGAAGCUGGCUGGGUCCUGGGCUUCGGCCGCCUACAGCCCGCAGGGUUUAAAGCCUGUGGCAUCCUCAGAAGCACCACCUAUUAUAUUUGCCACACCAACGAAAUUUGCCUCAGAACCAGCUCCAUAUGACUAUGCUGGGAAAAACAAAGUUCCUGAGCUGCAGAAAUUUUUUCAGAAAUCCGAUGGUUUACCUGUGCACUUGAAACACGGUCUGCCUGACCAAAUGCUCUAUCGGACCACCUUGGCUUUGACACUGGGAGGGACCAUCUACUGCUUGAUAGCUCUCUACAUGGCUUCACAACCCAGAAAUAAAUAACAUGGGGUUCAUGAAACUGAUUUAUUCAUUAACAAGAGUUUGGGCAUACAACCCUUUGAAUUGUCUGUUUUCCUAAUUGCCAGUGAAUUUUCUGACCUGUGUAAGUUUAUGUUGUUCUUCAGAUUAGGAUUAGAAGACUUAUCAAUAAGGAGACAUUUUGAUUGGUUCGUUUUUGAAAAUAAGUAGAUUAUCAGAAGAGUUGGCUAUUAUUUAAGCCAAGGUGAUGAUGCCCUUCUAAUUUGGGCUCCCUUAUUUCUCCCGAGCUUGGCAGGCCAGCUCAUCACUGUGAUGAGGCCACCAGGGAUUUCUGGUUGGGCCCAUCAGAGGGAGGAGGGGAUUCAUUGAAGCUGCACCAGUGACAGGAAGUCCUUGAAGUUCCUGGUGCCAAAAAUCUGUUCUUUCUGACACCACAAAUUUCACUGGGAAUUAAUUAGCUGUUAAUUUGGGGAAUUUUUCCAUCUUGCAGCAUGGUGUUAAUAGAAAUUAUUUUCUGUUGACUAUCCAUAUACCCGUAACUUUGUCAUAUAGUUUCACAAGGGAAAUAUGCCUGAUCUCUGACCUCUUUAAAUAUUCCAGAGAUGAAGAUUCUGUAUGUAUUCCACCAUGGGAACAGAACAGCUCUUAAUAAAAGUUUUGCACUUUGGACUGGACUGUUGUACAGUACCUCCCUGCUGGCGUGUCUCCUUUACUCUUGUUAGAUGCUAUAGCUUUAAGGUAUAAUUUCUUUUUGCUUGUGGAAUAAACACAUGAAUGAGAA